GCGGUUCUGCAUUUGACAUGAGAUAGCCAACACAGAAGUUUUGUACGCGAGUCAGUAAGGAGAAUAUGUAUCUUGAAAUUUGAAUAUAAUGUUUUUUCGAUAAAUUUCAACAAUUGUUGCAAGUAUAAAGUCGUUGAAUGAGUAGCGAGUUAUGCUUCCAUAAUAUCACAAGUGAAAUAAAUGCUCUAACCAGCCAAUCAAUUCAGCAUUUAAGCUCCAAUCUUCCGAAAACAUGUUCCUGUUACUGCUAGUGUCGACUAUUUGUCUCCUAUUCAACUGUGCCGUAUCGGCGAUACCGAAGCCCGAAGAGAAACGUGUGCUAGAUCAUGAGGUCAUCAAUCGGGUGCAACACUUUCAAAAUGAUGAACACAACAAACAGUACGAUCACGAGGCAUUUCUCGGAGAAGAUGCGAAAACGUUCGAUCAGCUAGAACCGGAAGAGAGUCGACGAAGACUGGGAAUUAUAGUGGAUAAGAUUGACACUGAUAAAGAUAGUUUUGUUAAUUUAGCAGAACUAAAAGCUUGGAUCCAGUAUACACAACGACGGUACAUUGAUGAUGAUGUUAAUCGCCAGUGGAAACAGCACAAUGUGAACGGUAGUGACCAAAUCCACUGGGAUACUUACCGCAAGAAUGUGUACGGAUUUCUCGACGAAAUGGAUCCCAAGGAUCUUGAACAAGGCGAUGAACAUUUUUCGUACAAAUCCAUGCUAACUAGAGAUCGCAGACGGUGGAGCGUAGCCGAUCGAGAUGGAGACGAUUCCUUAACUAGAGAGGAGUUUACUGACUUCUUGCAUCCUGAAGAAAGUCCUUACAUGAGGGACAUUGUUGUCCAAGAAACAAUUGAGGAUAUCGAUAAGGAUCACGAUGGAAAGGUAUCCGUGGAAGAAUAUAUUGGAGAUAUGUAUCGUGGAUCGGAAGACAACGAAGAUGAACCAGAAUGGGUAAAGCACGAGCGUGAAACGUUCAACAACUUCCGUGACAAAGAUAAGGACGGCUUCAUGAAUAAUCAGGAAGUCAAGGAUUGGAUCAUACCUGCCGAUUUCGAUCACGCAGAAGCAGAGGCGCGCCAUUUGAUCUAUGAAGCCGACUCCGAUGCUGACGAAAAGCUUACCAAAGAGGAAAUCAUUGAAAAAUACGAUCUUUUUGUUGGAUCGCAAGCAACCGAUUUUGGAGAGGCUUUGACACGCCAUGAUGAAUUCUAAACAACUAACAAUAGGUUAAUCUUUUGUUGCCGAAUACAAACCGGAUUCAGAAACUUAAGUGACAUACAAUAUUUUGGGUAUACCUUUUAGUUAAUGUAAAUACUCGGACUUCCAUUUGCGGAAGUCUGUUAAUCUCGAACAAAGUAACCCAUUUCUAAGAUAUUGUUUGUAAGUGUGUUAGCGAAAAGAGGUAGCCGAAUUGGUUUCAAUCUCAUGAUGUUUAUAGAUAUUAUAAUUUCACAGCUUAGUAUUGCAUGGAAUAAAUGGUAACUAAUUUUAUAAUCUACUGUUUUGAACUAUUAUCGAUCGGGUUAUCUAAGAAAAGCUUGAGCUUGAUUGGCCGCCCUUGGUUGCUACUCCAGUAUCGCCAGAUCAGCUGCACUUACACAAGGAACCAACCAGAUGACUGCUUGGCACUAACAGACACCCUCAGUGUAUAAGUACUGGUGAUCUUCAAUUUUUAGGCAACAAUGGCGCCUGCCACGUCAGAAUGCAGAUCAAUGAGGGGGAAGGGAAGGAAUUGAUGAUGCAUUAAACUGGCUCCCACAGUAGACUGUAUAUACCACUGCGUCUACGCCAUUUCAUGCGGGAAAGAUGUAGAGGGCCGGUAAUUUUUAUGGCAGAGAGGCUUGCUGUUUGGUUUGGUUUCGAAUUUAGUACUAUACCAUUCAAAUCCACUGCAGCUUAUAUUCUUUGACAGAUACGCGUAUUUCGACCUCAUCUGAAAGGUCGUCUUAAGUGUCGUGUACUAGAGGUCGAGUCUAGUACAAGACACUUAAGGCUAAAUAGCCCGUCAUUCGUUUUGGCAACAAUGAUGAUUUUUCAGCUUGCCAUUUCAAAGAGAUAAAACUCAGUGUUAGCUGCCCCUAUUGGACAGCACGCGCCCUUUAGAAAAUCUGCGAUGCCAAUCAACUGGAGCCUGCGACGAUGACGUAUGGAAGUGACAGCUACCGCUGUCACUGAUCGUGAGUAGCAAAAAUUGAAGGAGGACUGAUAUUUUGAUAUUGACUAGCUA
Messenger RNA from Aedes aegypti (yellow fever mosquito), 2219 nucleotides. RefSeq names its product calumenin (gene scf). The transcript is spliced from 4 exons. The record is from RefSeq and is a predicted model, not a curated record. Gene Ontology annotation, molecular function: calcium ion binding. NCBI's taxonomy places the organism in Eukaryota, Metazoa, Arthropoda, Insecta, Diptera, Culicidae. The coding region runs from base 233 to 1204 and encodes 323 amino acids. Gene Ontology annotation, cellular component: endoplasmic reticulum.